GUCAAUCAUUUUCAUUCCCAAACCUUUCACAACUUCAGAGAGAGGUCAUGUCCUUUGAGGUACGUAUGAAGUGCCGCGAAAUGUUGGCCGGCGCCCUCAAGCUGGUCGACACGGCCGAAGGAAGUGCGGAUCCCGAUGACAUGGCCACCCGUCUGGAGGAGGCCAUUUACGAUGAGUUAAGGAACUCGGAGUUUAAGUACAAGAACCGCAUACGGUCACGUCUAUCCAAUUUGCGUGAUCCAAAGAAUCCGGAACUUCGUGAGAAGUAUAUGAGGGGUGAGAUUUCUCCGGAUACGAUGGCCAAGAUGACGCCCGAGGAUAUGGCCACUGAUGAUCUAAAGCGUAUCCGCCAGAGCUAUUCCAAGCAGGCCAUCAACCAGGCUCAGAUGCGUAAGGUCCAAGGCACUAAGACGGAUGUGUUUAAGUGCGAUCGCUGCCAGAAGCGCAACUGCAUCCAGUUGCAUACCCAGGAUGGUGACGAGCCAAUGAUUACAUUUGUCAUUUGCGAAGAGUGCGGUCAUCGGUGGAAGGGCUAAGGUGGGGGUGGUUGUUGGAGGAAGGAGAAGAGAAGGAGGUGACUUCAGCUUACAGCAGGCUCUUUUACACUCUUUACAAGGACACGGAGGAUAACAGGAGGAGGUAACUUCGUCUUAUGAAAGGCUCUUAACACUUCUACCAAGUACAAGAACAAGUUAAUGGGCGGAGGAGUACUCGUACACUGGAAACAAAGGAGACUAACAUUCCCUAAACACAAAGUUUAACAAAAAUAAAAAUAAAACCAAACCACCAAAAGCAAAAAGGUAAAAAAAGCCUUAAAAAAGA
Molecule: messenger RNA, 822 nt
Organism: Drosophila eugracilis
Lineage: Eukaryota; Metazoa; Arthropoda; Insecta; Diptera; Drosophilidae
Product: transcription elongation factor S-II
Exons: 2
Coding region: 48-536 (162 amino acids)
Biological process (GO): DNA-templated transcription
Cellular component (GO): nucleus
Molecular function (GO): nucleic acid binding; zinc ion binding
Source: RefSeq, a predicted model, not a curated record